AUGAAGCGACCAGUUUCACCUAGCGACGACGGUACGAUCGCGGACGCACCACUUGGAGGUACCACCAAUCUCGGCACUCAAAGCAACUCGUACACGCCUUCUCAAGAACCUGAGCUUCACUCCGCACGCGACGACGUAUCGCGCCUGAGCGAGGGCCUUGAGCCGCUUCACCUGGUGGGGCAAGAUGAUCCACAACAGACACAUAACGCAUGCGCAGCAGGAGAGAUUGAUCCGCUUGGACAACAAGUCAAGGAAGUGAUUGCGACGAUCAAUCGACUGGAGGGCCUUGGAUUACAAAGGCUGAAGAUACCUCUGCCAAAAUGCAUAGUUUUGGGGGAACAGUCUACAGGCAAGUCAUCAGUUAUCGAAGCCAUCUCAGGCAUUAAGACACCGAGAGCCGAUGAUACGUGCACCAGGUGCCCACUCUUCAUCAAGCUUGAGCCUUCUGAGGACUCUCGCGCCGGCUGGAGUGCAAGCGUUUCAUUGCGCCGCGGUUUUGGCUACGAUGGUAACAAGAGUCGAGGAUUCGAGCACCGAUUCCCAGGCUGGGUGGAGAUGGCUCGACCAAACGUCGUGCAUUUCGCGGAUACAGAAGACCCGCAUGAGCUGGAGGAUAUCAUCGCACGCGCUCAACUGGCGAUCAUCAACCCUAUGAUGGACUAUACUGACUUCCUUGGAUCGACCGUUGCUACACUUCGAGAGAAGCCGCACUGCGAUUUCAGCCCCAACAUCGUCUGCAUUUCUAUUUCUCAUCCAACACUCCCGGCGCUCAGCUUCUACGACUUGCCAGGUAUUAUCAAUCAAGCAGAAACUCAAGACAAGGAGUUCCUGGUAGAUUUCGUUCGCAACCUUGUGACGGACUAUGUCAAGGAUGAAGAAGCUCUCAUCCUCGUGACCUGCUCGUUAGAUACCGAUAUCGCCAACUCGUCUGCAGGUGGCAUUGCGCGGAAGCUGAACGCUACAGACCGGUGCAUUGGUGUGCUCACUAAGCCAGACCUUAUACCUGAAGGAUCCCGUCACGACAAGCUUAUGGAGGUUUUCGACGAGAAGCGCUUCGCACUGGGGCAUGGCUACUUCGUCGUCAAGAAUCUGAAUCAGGUGGAGAUGGGGCGCGGCCUGACCCAUACGCAAGCUCGGUUCAAAGAGCACCAGUUCUUCAGUCAAGGAACACCCUGGUCAACUGAGUUCAGCCACUAUCAACACCGAUUUGGCACUUUGAACCUGCAAGGCUUCCUUUCCGGAAAGCUUGCUGAGCAGAUGACGAAGAUGCUUCCAAUUAUUGACCAGGAGAUCAAUGCCAGACUGGAACAGGUCCUCGCCGAUCUUCGAGAAUUUCCGGAUCCUCCUACCCACAACGCCCCCAGAAUCAUCUCGGAUGUUGUACUCGACUUCUCACACAAUGUACGCAAGGAGCUGGAGGCUGCAUUUCCUUGCAAGGCGUGGCGCAACAACUGGAGAACACUGCAGAAGGCUUUUUUCGAUGCGCUGGCUAGCAUGAAGCCUACUAUGUCGACAAGCGGAAGCAGGGAUGCGACUGUCUACAUGGAUGUCCUGGGCGCUCAACCCGGCAGCUCAGCUAGCAAGGCUAUUGCUGUUGAUGAUGACGAUGACAACGAGGACUACAUGGACGAUGGAGAUUGCGACACACCCAUGUCUAGCAACCCGGAAACUCCGACCAAGAAGAGAAAGCUCGGUGACGCCCCAGGGCCUUCGCCUGCUAAGACUCCCAGCCGUCGCGGGCCACCAAAGACUACUGAAGGCAGGCCGGCGGUGACAAGCCCGGACUUCAGUGAGCUCAGGAAGAAGUUCUUCCUUGAUCAAGUUACACAACACCUGGCGGAGAACUCACAGAGUAAAGUGCCUGGGCAGAUUGAGCCGCGCGUGGUUGACAACAUGAUGCUCGAAACGCUUGCACAUUGGUCGCAACCGCUUCACGAGUUCUUCAACACACUCGAAGGUCAGAUCGUUGAUCAAAUGAAGGCUGUGUUCCACAAGCACUUCUCCAAGUACCAGGGAUCGACCUUUUACCGUACUGCUUGGCAGAUCGUAGAACAGAUGGUCAGCUUGAACUUUACUGAACAGCGCAACACCAUGGCCAACGAGAGCCUGAAUGACGAGAAGGAAGGUCCUUUUAUCUUCCACGACGAGCUGUUCGAGCUUGAGAAGGAAGCAGUACUAGAACACUAUCGUCAAGCUCGGUUCAAGACUCGCCUUAACAUCUACAAGCGCGAUAGAUUGAAGCGUACAGGGAAAGAGACUACCCCAAAAGAAGAAAACAGGAUGAGUAAGGACGUCAGGGUCAUGGCGGUGUUGAACCAUGAGCCCUACGUUGUCGAGCUAGGAGUUAUCGCGCAAGUCACGACGUACUACAUGCUAGCAGCCCGCCGCUUCCACGACGCUGUGUGUAUGAGGAUCGAGUCGAAAUUCUUCAAGCAGCUUCGCACCCAACUCCCCGACGAACUUGAGAACGGGCUGGGCAUGAACGACGGCAGCGAAGCCUACCACAACGCCGUCCGCCUCCUUUCGGAAUCCGCACACCGUUUCAGUCUACGCAUGGAGCUCAGCGGUCAGCGUGACUCUCUGCUCAAAGGCCAAGAGAUUCUGCGCGACCUCCAGAAUAAGAAGUACGGUACUGCGAAGUUGUCUUCCGCAUCCAACGGUGGUUCUCGCACUCGCCGCUCUAGUGCUUCCGGCGAUAUUCCUACACCGGUUUCGGCAGAGAUGGAGGACGUCGAUAUGGCAGGCGUUUCGCUUCACUAG
Molecule: messenger RNA, 2760 nt
Organism: Alternaria rosae
Lineage: Eukaryota; Fungi; Ascomycota; Dothideomycetes; Pleosporales; Pleosporaceae
Product: interferon-induced GTP-binding protein Mx
Exons: 5
Coding region: 1-2760 (919 amino acids)
Cellular component (GO): membrane; cytoplasm; microtubule
Molecular function (GO): GTPase activity; GTP binding; microtubule binding
Source: RefSeq, a predicted model, not a curated record